AUGAAUAGGAUAUUCAGACCUUUCUUGGAUAAAUUUGUGGUUGUCUUCAUCGAUGACAUCCUAAUUUAUUCUAAGACCCGAGAAGAGCACGAGGACCACCUUCGGACAGUGCUUGGAGUAUUUAGAGAGAGAAAGUUGUAUGCAAAGUUGUCCAAGUGUGAGUUCUGGAUGGAGGAAGUGCAUUUCUUGGGGCAUGUUAUCUUGGCUGGUGGAAUUGCGGUUGAUCCAGCCAAGGUUACUAUCGUCGCUUCAUUGAGAACUUUGCUCGAUUUGGAGCAUUAUUUGUAUGGUGCUCAAUUUCAAGUCUUCAAUGACCACAAGAGCUUAAAGUACCUCUUCGAUCAGAAAGAGCUCAAUAUGAGACAAAGGCGAUGGAUGGAAUUCCUUAAGGACUAUGAUUUUGAGCUCUUAGAAUUGGAGUUGAUUGAGGAUUUUAGUGACUUGAAGCUGCAUGUAGAGCUUGAACCUGACAGCCUCAAGUGUAGUAAGUUGGUGGUGUCUAGUAACCUGAUAGAACGUAUUAAAGAGGGGCAAUUGUUAGAUCCCGAGCUUCAGACAUCCACAACUUUGAUUGGUACGGAAAAGGGGUUUCUUCUACACAGGGAUAGAUGGUCUCUUACGGUUCAGGGGAAGGACAUGUGUCCCCAAUGA
Messenger RNA from Vigna radiata var. radiata (mung bean), 651 nucleotides. RefSeq lists its product as uncharacterized. The transcript is spliced from 4 exons. Lineage: Eukaryota; Viridiplantae; Streptophyta; Magnoliopsida; Fabales; Fabaceae. The record is from RefSeq and is a predicted model, not a curated record. Bases 1 to 651 code for a protein of 216 amino acids.